This is a messenger RNA of Paramuricea clavata, 429 nucleotides long. Lineage: Eukaryota; Metazoa; Cnidaria; Anthozoa; Malacalcyonacea; Plexauridae. The record is from the annotation of a GenBank genome assembly.
AUGACCAUACGGUUGACUAGAGAUAAAGCUAUUGAUUUAAAAAAGGCUUGUAAAGCUUUAAGGACGGCCUCCAAACCACAAACAAUACGAGAGGUUGCGAGAAUUAUUGGUAAAAUAGUGGCAAGCUUCCCGGGGGUUAUGUACGGACCCUUGUACCACAGGGAGUUGGAUAAGGAUAAAACCCAGGCCCUAAAAGAAGCAAAAGGGGAUUUUGAUGCGACAAUGGCACUAUCACAGAGUGCAAAAACGGAAUUGCACUGGUGGGAGUGUCAUGUGGAAAACUCCUUUCCGAAAUUGACACACGAGGAGCCACAACAAAAAAUCACUACUGAUGCCUCGGGAUGGGGGGCGGAGUACCAAGAUAUAUCUACAGGGGGAUGUGGACUAAGUCUGAAGCUACAAAUCACAUUAACUACCUUGAAAUGUUAG